AUGGAGACAGAGGGCGUAGACAAGCUUCCUCUCACAGAGGCGUCGUUUCAGGCGCUGAGGGAGGCAUACGAGAGGCAGUGGUGCCAGACUCGGCUUCUGUGUGAAACGCAAACGUCGUGCGCUGACGGUCAUGUCGUCACAGCAGCUUCUAGCGCAGCUGAACACAUGCGCCGCCUGUGGGCUGAUACAGCGCGACUCCAUCAACGGUUCGUCGAGGUACAACAGCAUCACGGCCGCAGUUUCACACAGGAAGAGCGGACGUCUCUGCGCCUACUUGGCUUCCGCUCACCACCACCACCGGCUUUCAAUGACGCGCUGAUGCACACCGCGCCGCUAGUGCCAUCGCCUGUGAACGUCCCUCGUGAAUCAAGCGCUUCUCGACAAGCGGGAGAGCUAGUUGCGUUACGCAAGGAAUGCGCGAGGCUCCAACACCACGGCGCGCAGCUGCUGUCGAUCCUGGCAUGGUAUCAGCUCCGCGAGGCGCAUGCUCUUGGGUCGGACAAUGGUGCAAGGCUUCCCUCACCUUCACGGGGGACAUCUACCUCCGCCUCCGACGCCUAUGCAGAGCUCGCAGAGGUGCAGCGCCAAUAUAGAUCACUGCUCUUCCCAGCAGCAGCGGAGUACAGUCUCAUCCCGCCUGACAACAUUCAGCGGGCCGAGGACGUGGCCAUUGCAGAACUGCUCGUCGAGUGCGGGUUUCCUCGUCAUGUGCGCGUUGUUCGUCUUGGGUCAGACGACCUCUUCAUGAUCGAUCGCCCGGUGUGGAUCAGCUUUGCGUCUCCGCAGAGCGCCACGCUGAUGGUGCGCGACCCCGAAGGGCUCGACCAUGAUUGCACUCUGGAGUCGUACCUUACGGCGGUGUAUGCACCGCUUCUCCGCGCUUUUCACUGGAAAAAGUCUUCGACGGGAGCGCAGAAUGCUGGAGGGCGUACAACCGCAACCGACCCAGCGACACUGUGCUUCCCAGCCGUGCCCGUUACGCCUGCACCACUUCCUGAUGCGGUAACACGGGAGAGAUCGCCGUCGAUUCAGCAUUCUGUGCUGUCCCAGAUGACGUACGAGGAGCUUGUGGAGCUUAAACACGCGACGCUGCGGCGCCUUGGCCGCACCGGUGAGGCUGCUUCAUAA
Molecule: messenger RNA, 1128 nt
Organism: Leishmania mexicana MHOM/GT/2001/U1103
Lineage: Eukaryota; Euglenozoa; Kinetoplastea; Trypanosomatida; Trypanosomatidae
Exons: 1
Coding region: 1-1128 (375 amino acids)
Source: RefSeq, a predicted model, not a curated record